This is a messenger RNA of Dentiscutata erythropus, 256 nucleotides long. NCBI's taxonomy places the organism in Eukaryota, Fungi, Glomeromycota, Glomeromycetes, Diversisporales, Gigasporaceae. The record is from the annotation of a GenBank genome assembly.
UCAAAGGUGUCAAAGUCGAAAGUCGCCUCUACACAGAUAACGAAUAAGGACAAUACUACUUCAAAGGAAUCAGUAUGUGUUCCGCAACAGCGUGCAGAAGUUGAUUUACCAAGAAGUAGUACUAUAGUGCAGCCUUUCAAAGCCAAAAGAGAAAGAGCUAAUAAGGAGGAUCUUUUUGAUGUCCUUGAGACGGAAAAACCUGCAAAAAAGAGAAAGUCUUCUAUACUAAAGCCCGGGUCCACCCAGGCUGCUGAUA